This is a messenger RNA of Ricinus communis (castor bean), 2037 nucleotides long. RefSeq names its product casparian strip membrane protein 5. The coding region runs from base 868 to 1428 and encodes 186 amino acids. NCBI's taxonomy places the organism in Eukaryota, Viridiplantae, Streptophyta, Magnoliopsida, Malpighiales, Euphorbiaceae. The record is from RefSeq and is a predicted model, not a curated record. The transcript has 3 exons.
UAAAAAUUUACAUUGUAUUUUUUGAUAAAAAAUAAAAAAACAUAGAUAUUUUUGUCAUUUUUCCUUUAUUUUAAUUAUGUUGUUAGCCCUAAGCAUAAUUAGGAAUUAAGUAUUCCUAGUCGUCAAUUGGGUUUGUUUCAUUUUAUCUAAAAAAAAUUGAAAAAAGAAAAGGCAACUCCAAUCAUAAGCUAACUAAAUCUCUACGUGACAGACCAAAAAAUAAAUAUAUAAAUACUCUACGUGUCAUUGGCUUUCGGAAUGCCCUAGAUCAUAUAACUUAACUGCCCCAUAUUCCAGUAUCUCCUUCCAGGUUGGAAUUAGAAUAUCCCAUCACUAAAAUUAUAAGCCAAUUCUGUUACCAUAUAUAGCAAAACAAUAAAUACUACCCAUUUUUCCAAUUAGGGUUCUUUUGUUCAAGCUCUUUUCUUUUCUUUUUGUUUUUUCUUUGUCUGAAGACAAUUUGUCUGUAGUUUGUUGGAGUUGGAAGACUUAGUCACCUCAUAUUUCCUAUUUUAGAUGAGAAAAGUAUGGUUUAACAAAUCAUAAGAGUUAGUACGGCAGGUGUAGUGCCAUUAUUCAUCUCUUACUCUUGUUUUUUAAUUAUAUUCUGGAAAGAUCAUUAUUCAUCAUACAUCUGUAAUUAACAUGAACACAUGUAGGUAGAUGAUUAGUGGGUGUUGAUUGUGUAAGUGGGCCUACCAUGCCACUAACAACUGGUUAACCACUACUGUUCUUUAUGACUGUUGUGCUUGUGCUUGUGCAGUGCAUGUAUUAUAUAUAUACUUGCAUCUGCCAACUCAAAUUUGCCUUACAAAAAAACCUGCCCUUCAAAGAAUUCCUUCUUGACUCAUAUCCCUAGCUAGCAGAAUGAAAACUGAUGCUAUUGAGCUUGGUGUGGCCAAGGAUUCGACCCCAAUAGGUGGGGCGAAUAGAGGGGUCUCCAUACUGGACUUUAUCUUGAGACUAGUUGCAUUAGUUGGUACUCUAGCCAGUGCAAUUCUUAUGGGAACUACGAACGAAACACUUCCUUUCGCUACACAAUUUAUUCGUUUCAGGGCUGAAUAUGAUGAUCUUCCAACUUUCACGUUUUUUGUAGUUGCCAAUAUUGUUGUUAGCGGAUAUCUGCUCCUUUCUCUUCCACUUUCUAUCGUCAACAUUGUAAGAAGCACUGCAAAAAACAGAAGAAUUAUUUUGAUCAUCUUUGAUACGGCGAUGCUGGCUCUUUUAACUGCUGGCGCAUCAGCAGCAGCAGCUAUUGUAUACUUGGCACACAAGGGUAAUACUAGGGCAAACUGGUUUGCUAUCUGCCAACAGUUCAAUUCUUUCUGCGAGCGAAUCUCUGGCUCCUUGAUUGGAUCCUUUGUAGGAGUAGCUGUGUUCAUACUGCUAAUCUUGAUGUCUGCUUCUGCCCUUUCCCGGCGAAACUAAUCGAUCCUCUGCAUCUGAUUAGAGAGUGUGCUGCGUGUUUUCACUUUGUAUUUUGCAAGUGUGAGUUUAGAAUAGUCUGAUUUAAUGUCAUAUUAUCGCAUAUGUUUUCUCUGCUUUGAUAUGUAAUGCAAUGAAGUUGCCAUGUAAUUUGAAUGUUGACAUGAACAACACGAGUUGAUUUCAUGUGGGCUAAGUAAAAGAACUUUUUUUUUUUCUUUUGAAACUUCCGAAGAGAAGGAUAUCAAGGAUUGAAUAUUCCUGAUACUUGGAAUGCACUACAAGACAAAACAAAUACAUCAGAGUAAGAUCUUGAGUUAUAUAUAUAUAUAUAUAUAACUCAAGAUCUUACUCUGAUGAUAUAUAUAUUAUGUGUGUGUGUGUGUCUUUCAGACAAUCAAUGAUUUGUCAGGGGUUAACUCACAUUAAAGGAAAAAUAGGAUACCUUUUCAUUUUGUAUGUAUGUAAAGAACUUCCCAGUUCCAAGGUAAGCAGUUAGACAAUUAUCAAAAAGGACAUUAUUUAUGUAUGUCUAAUGACACAACUACUCUGGUCAGUAGGGUUAUAACAGCUUUGUGUAUAAUUAAUAACAAGUCAGGAAAUGCAUAGAGG